This is a messenger RNA of Alexandromys fortis (reed vole), 3077 nucleotides long. RefSeq names its product cyclin dependent kinase 8 (gene Cdk8). Lineage: Eukaryota; Metazoa; Chordata; Mammalia; Rodentia; Cricetidae. The record is from RefSeq and is a predicted model, not a curated record. The transcript has 14 exons. Gene Ontology annotation, cellular component: nucleus. Gene Ontology annotation, biological process: protein phosphorylation. Gene Ontology annotation, molecular function: ATP binding; protein serine/threonine kinase activity. The coding region runs from base 481 to 1935 and encodes 484 amino acids.
UGUUCGGCGCCCGCCCGCCCGCCCUCCUCCUCUCUCGAAGGGAGCUACCGGCUGUUGUGUGGCGUCGCUGGUCUGUCGGGGCUGAUGGCAGCCUGAGUGUGCGUGAGCGCGUGUGGGAGAAGGUGAGGCUCGGACGCGCGUGGGCGAUGAGCAGAGCCAGCCGUGGCCACCCCGCGCCCGCAGCAGCACGCGCGGCCAACCGCGCGCGACCCGGCGCCCCGGGAGCGCGGGGACAAGGGCGGACGCCGCUCCCCGCCCCCAGCGCGUCCCUCGGCUGUCGCGCGCCCGCGGGGACCGCCCGGCUCUCCCCUGGAUGUCCCCGACGCCCGCGCGGGGCCUCCUGCCGUCGUCGCGUGAGGCGGGCUGGUGCUGCGGCCGGCGAGUGUAGCUCGGGGGCUGCGGCUGCCGCUGCCGCGCGGCCCGGUCUCACCGCUGCCCUCGGCCCCCCACCCCAGCACCCCGGCCUCGGAGGCUGUGACAAUGGACUAUGACUUUAAAGUGAAGCUGAGCAGCGAACGGGAGCGGGUCGAGGACCUGUUUGAAUACGAGGGCUGCAAAGUUGGUCGAGGCACUUACGGGCACGUCUACAAGGCGAAGAGGAAAGAUGGGAAGGACGAUAAAGACUACGCUUUAAAACAUAUAGAAGGAACUGGAAUCUCUAUGUCGGCAUGCAGAGAGAUAGCAUUACUUCGAGAGCUUAAGCACCCAAACGUCAUCUCUCUUCAGAAGGUGUUUCUGUCUCAUGCUGAUCGGAAAGUAUGGCUUCUCUUUGACUAUGCUGAACAUGACCUCUGGCAUAUAAUUAAGUUUCACAGAGCUUCAAAAGCCAACAAGAAGCCAGUUCAGUUACCUCGGGGAAUGGUGAAGUCACUGUUGUACCAGAUCCUGGAUGGGAUUCAUUAUCUUCAUGCCAACUGGGUGUUGCACAGGGAUUUGAAACCUGCUAAUAUUUUAGUUAUGGGUGAAGGUCCUGAGCGAGGAAGAGUAAAAAUUGCUGACAUGGGCUUUGCCCGAUUAUUUAAUUCACCUUUGAAGCCUUUAGCAGAUUUGGAUCCAGUGGUUGUAACAUUCUGGUACCGAGCUCCAGAAUUACUCCUUGGAGCACGACAUUAUACCAAAGCAAUUGAUAUUUGGGCUAUAGGGUGUAUAUUUGCAGAACUACUAACGUCAGAACCAAUAUUUCACUGUCGACAAGAGGACAUCAAAACUAGUAAUCCUUAUCACCAUGACCAGCUGGACAGAAUAUUCAAUGUAAUGGGAUUCCCUGCAGAUAAAGAUUGGGAAGAUAUAAAAAAGAUGCCUGAACAUUCAACAUUAAUGAAAGAUUUCAGAAGAAAUACGUACACCAACUGCAGCCUUAUCAAGUAUAUGGAAAAGCAUAAAGUUAAACCUGAUAGUAAAGCAUUCCACUUGCUUCAGAAGUUGCUCACUAUGGACCCAAUAAAGCGAAUUACCUCAGAGCAGGCCAUGCAGGACCCCUACUUCCUAGAAGACCCACUUCCCACGUCAGAUGUUUUUGCCGGUUGUCAGAUCCCUUACCCCAAACGAGAAUUUUUAACAGAAGAAGAACCUGAUGACAAAGGAGACAAAAAGAACCAGCAGCAGCAGCAGGGCAAUACCCACACUAAUGGAACUGGCCUUCCAGGGAACCAGGACAGCGGCCACACACAGGGGCCACCCUUGAAAAAAGUGAGAGUUGUCCCUCCUACCACUACCUCAGGUGGACUCAUCAUGACCUCCGACUAUCAGAACAUCUGCGGUGGCUGGGAGACAAUGCAGCCAGGAAAACAUUCCCACCCCAGCACCCAUCGUUCCAAUCCACAUGCUGCUUAUCCCAACCCUGGACCAAGCACAUCACAGCCCCAGAGCAGCAUGGGAUACUCAGCUACCUCCCAGCAGCCUCCACAGUACUCACAUCAGACACAUCGGUACUGAGCCGUGCUGGAGUCUGUCAGUGCACUGUUGCUCAUGCUGCAGGGCUGACUGCAGCCCUCUGCGGGAACCUGGUGUGGGCCAUGAGAAUGUACUGUACAACCACAUCUUCACAAUGUCCAGUAGCCAAGUUCCACCGGUUGUCACAGAUUGGGGUGGUAGCUUCCAGGUUGUACCUAAGUUUGGAGUUAGACUUGAAAAGAAAAGUGCUAGCACAGUUGUGUCGUGGGUUUGCUACUUCCAUAGUUUACUUGACAGGGUUCAGACUGACCAAGCAUAGUUUUCAGUGACAGUCUGUAGCAGUUGAAGCUGUGAAAUGUGCUAGGGCAAGCAUUUGUCCUCGUGUGUGGUGACUUUCAGUGUAACAGCGUUAUCUGACCAAUAGUACACAGAGAUGUAAGGUUUAACUGGUACUUGAAACACAGAUUAUGUUAACAAAAUAACUGAGACUUAAAAGAUUAUUUUGGUACACCUUUCUUUUUAGUGUCUUAUCAAUGGGUUGAUACGUCUUCUACAGAAAUCAGUGUUUUAUGACCAAGAAUAUUGCUUGGAUUGUUUUGAAAGUACAAAAGAACGACAUAGUUUCUACUGACAGGUUUCAGAACUCCCAAAGAUUAAUUUCCAACUUAGAGGUUUGUUUUUAUUUUCAACCUAUGACUUGACUGGUCUUAAAGCUGCUAUUUGAUAGUAAUUAAAUAUGUUGUCAUUGAUAUAAACCUGUUUGGUUCAGCAAACAAACUAAAAUGAUUGUCACAGACAGUGUUUUAUUUUUCUCGUUGGUGUUGCUGAUUUGUGAGCAUGCUUUCUAAUGAAAAAAGCAUGAGUGGUAACCUCCUUAAAAAGGCACGGCAUCCAAUUCACAUUCUUGUCCUGAGUUUAAAGCUGGUUAGUGUAGUGCUAUUAAGAUUUUAUUCAGUUGACUUUCUUUUUAAAAAGUUGUUCGCACAUUUUUUUAGGGUGCCCUUACUUCAGCAAAGGAGAAGGAGUAGGAGAGCCUUAGAAUUUUUGAGGGGAAAAUAAAAAGCUAUAACAUACAACGUACUGUAUCAAACUAUUUUACAUGAAUGACACAAGUAUUCUGAAUAAAAAAUUGAACAUUGUUAAAAACAAGGUGUUAUGUAAUAAAUUUAUUUUUCAUAAAUCAG